AUGCCUUCCGACGACUUGCUAUUGCAGCAGGCGGAACAAUUUCGGAUUGAUGGCAACGCCUCCUUCGGAAAAGGCAACUUGACGGACGCCGUCUUUGCAUACAGCCAAGGUGUCGUCGCGUGUGACCGAUUGGCGAAACCAGCUUUAGGCUCGGCGCUCAAGGCAACGUUGCUCGGUAACCGCGCUAUGUGCGAACUUAAGCAAAUGGAUUUGACACCAACUGUUGAUGAUUGCACUAGCGCUCUCCAUUUACUAUCCCAACAAACGACGAUGCACACAGACGCCAGUACAUCUUUGCGUUCCAAGUUGCACUAUCGCCGUGCCAAGGCCCAAUUUCUGCUGAGUGGCAUUUCCAAGCCGGUGGACCGAAAUCUAGCCGAGGAAGCUGCUAAAGACUUGCUAAGAGUGCUGCAAAUGGAUCCCACGAAUGUGGAAGCGAAUCAGUUAUUGGUGACGGUCCGGUCUCAGCACAAAUCAAUGCAAACGUCAUCGACACCGGUUAGCAAAGCCGUUCAAGCUUUGAAGGAUAAGAACGACGUAACGCACCAUCUCAAGCUGCUUUUGAAUCUACUAAAUGAGGAUGUGGCGAAUGUGAGUAUGGAGCUAGGUCGCGUUGGAGGAGUUAGUGUCUUGCUAGAAGUGGCCGUUUCAACGGGUGAAGAUGUAGAUGCAAAUCAGAUUGCUCUGAGUCUGCAGACACUUUCACAGGCCGGUAGCUUCCCCUCAUUUUGUCGGCUCUAUUUGACGGAUCGACAAAGAGCCUUAAUGGAUAUCGUCCGAACAGCACCGGAUGCAACAGCGAUCGUGUCGGCUUUGGCGAUUUACGUCCGAAUUUUGUUGCACGCAGAUCGAGACGAUGUAUCGAAGGAAAUCACGGGAAAAACUGACAUUGAAUAUGAGACUCUACUAAAGACUGUCAGUCUUGCUCUGGAUUGGGCUUGCGGUGAAGAGCAUAAUACGAUAGUCAUUCGGGCUGUUUUGGAUUUGUUGUCAACUUGGACGGCCGGCACAGAUCGAGACUCCUUCAUUCGUACUUCCCUAUUAGGAAGUUCCGUCACGGAUCCAUCUCUGCCUGUUCCAAAAACACAGACAGAAAUUCGCGCGAUGACGCCACAUCAGCUGGCCGACCACCGUAAACGAGAGUACGAUAAAAAGCUCCGCGAUACGGCCUGGGCAUUCGAACGUGGCAUCCUUUUCUGUCAAGAGAUGAAAACCUUUUUGGUCACAGCAAUCUCCUGCCACGACCACGUCGUACGCCGAGAAAUGACGGUAGUCUUGGGGAGACUGCUUGCUCAUAUAGAAGAAGACGAUCGCAUCAAAUCAGUGGUCAUCCCGUACCUAUCGGAUCCCCGAAAGACUAAGCACACAGGUGUUACAAUUGAAGAAGUUUGCGAUGAAGACAAUGAAUUGAAAAAAGAAGAGAAUUUUCCGACGAACUUGGAGUUGAAAAUGGAACGUGCGCUCAUCACCGCAAGUUUGCUUCUGUCCAAGAAGGACGUGGGCGCGUGGUCUCUAUUAAGUGGGUGGCAUAAUGCGGCGGAUGAAAUUCUUGAUCUAAUUCAGUCCCGAGAUGAUCGGGCCAUGUGUCUUGCUUCUGAAGUCGUGUCCUCCGCAGCGACUGUUGAAAAUGCUCGGCACUUGGUAUCGAAUUUGCUUACAUCAGGUUCUUUGAAGACGCUUCUCCUUAGCCACGAUAGAGAUAUUAGGUCCGGAGCGACUUCGGCUAUCGCCAAACUGGGACUUUCAGACAAAUCUACCGACGAAGGGGAGAUCAUGGGGCUGCUUGAAGCCGCCUGUGAGCUAUUGGAAGACGAAGCGAAUGAAACAGAAAUAGCGAGAGAAAACAAAUGUCGAGGUUUUAAGUCUUUUGCUUUUACCUCUGUUGAACGCGCUAUUGAAAUGAUCACAUAUCUUGUUGUAAACACGUCAGUAAAGGAAGAGCUGGCUGCUGGUUUCAGAUCCAGAAACGCACCACACACAGCCCUUGAGCGUCUGGUCAAUACUGCCGAUUUACCCAAUGCCGGUGACUCUCUGUCGGCAUUUGGCUUAGCAACAAUCUUUCAACACAUGGCGGCAACUAAUGAGCAGAUUCGGAAAGAAGCGUUUGAAGGCAAAGAAGUCACCAUGGAACAGUAUGAUGAAAUGCAACUUAUGGGCAAGACCCAAGAAGAGAAAGAAGUAAUUGAAUCUCAGAAAGAUACUGAUACCCAGAAUGCAUGCCAAGAACGCAUUCGUAAAAUGGCAAAUGCCAAUGUACCGCGAGCAAUCGUGACCCUCAUGGAAGGAUCAAGUGAGCAUACGCUCGAACAGUCAGUCAUCUGCCUGACUCGGAUGGCCGGUGAGCAGUCUAUUCGUGGCUUUCUUGUACAACAGGGCGCCUUAUCAGCUUGUAUAAAGGUAGAAAAAAAGGAAGGACCAACAGAAACCUGUGUGAUGAAAAAAGUGACCAGGUUAGCGAGGCACUGUAUUGCCAAGAUUCUGAUUUCAACGAAUCCAGCAUUGCUUACAUCGGCCCAGCGGCUUGGUUCUAUCCGCCCUCUCAUCCUGCUCAUCCGUGAUAACAAAGGAACUGAAUUGCAACAUUUCGAAGCGCUUAUAGCAGUUACAAAUCUCAGUAGCGCGGGCGAAGAUGCCCAGAGCAGAAUUGUGACUGAGAAGGGGAUAUCAUCAUUCCAUUUUUGCAUGUUUUCCGAAAAUGUUUUGGUCAGAAGGGCCGCGACGGAAGCUAUGUGCAAUCUUGUCCAGAACCAAGCAAUGCUAAAUUUUUUGACGGAGACGGCACAUUUGAAACUGUGGCUCGCGUUUGCAUCAGAUUAUGAGGAGGAGAAUUAUGAGGGUGCCCGUGCUGCAUCCGGCUGUCUUGCCAUGGCGACGCAAGACGAGAUCGUUGCAAUCAAAUUGAUAGAACUGCCAAAAUUCAAAGACGACGUAGUCUCCCUAUUGGAAAGUGGACGACUUGAGCUUAUGCAUCGAGCUUUGGUGAUUGUUAGUAAUUUGUUGGCUCAUGGCGGACAGUGCGGCAAAAAAGUGGUUGCCGAAGGACUGGUAGAGUUUUGCCGAGCCUACGUACACGCAGCCGGGAAGACUGAAGGGCUUGACUUCUCGCUGGAAGAGCAAACUCUUCUUCCAGUGACCGUAGAUCUUUCUAAAAGGAUUGUCGAACAGGCUAGUACGACAUCCUGA
Molecule: messenger RNA, 3183 nt
Organism: Phaeodactylum tricornutum CCAP 1055/1
Lineage: Eukaryota; Bacillariophyta; Bacillariophyceae; Surirellales; Neidiaceae
Exons: 1
Coding region: 1-3183 (1060 amino acids)
Molecular function (GO): protein binding
Source: RefSeq, a predicted model, not a curated record